Messenger RNA from Rotaria sp. Silwood2, 1623 nucleotides. The record is from the annotation of a GenBank genome assembly. Lineage: Eukaryota; Metazoa; Rotifera; Eurotatoria; Philodinida; Philodinidae.
AUGCUGGUCAUUGCUGACACAAUUAAUCAUCGUAUCGUGCAAUGGAAAAUGGGUGAUAAGAAUGGACAAGUUGUAGCUGGUGGCCAUGGGCGAGGAAAUCGAUUAGAUCAAUUGAAGUUUCCAAGUGAUGUGCUGAUCGACAAAGAAACUGAAAGUCUCAUUAUUUGUGAUUCAGGAAACCGACGAGUCCUACGAUGGUCUCGAUGUAGUGGUACAGCUCAAGGUGAAAUCCUCUUCGAUGACAUCGAUGGUUGGGGAUUGGCCAUGGAUGAUCAGAGAUAUCUGUACAUCUCUGACACCGUCAAACAUGAAGUAAAACGAUUUCGAAUAGGAGAUAAGAAUGAAACUAUCGUGGCCGGUGGUUAUGACAAAGGUGAUGGUCUCAAUCAACUAAACAUGCCGACCUACAUCUUUGUUGAUCGACAACAGACUGUCUACGUGUCUGAUUUCAGAAAUCAUCGUGUAAUGAAAUGGAAUAAAGGUGCUACAGAAGGGUGUGUCGUCGCUGGAGGUCAAGGUGAAGGAAAGGCUUUGACGCAAUUGUCGUCUCCUCGAGGACUGUUCGUCGAUACAUGGGGUAAUCUCUAUGUGGCGGAAUCGGGAAACCAUCGAGUAAUGCAGUGGUCUAAAAGAACAAACCAGGGCACUGUCAUUGUGGGUGAAAAUGGCGAAGGAAAAGGACCAAAUCAGUAUUCUAAAUAUGAUCUUAAUUUUAAAUCGUGGCCAAAAUCUAAAUUUGAUUUUGUUUGUCAAUCAAUUCGGUCAGAACAAGUUCGAUCAUUGUCAUUGUCUAAUGCUGAUGAUACAUGUCGACAAAUACACUUAUUUUUUGGAUUAUUCUAUAUUGGACAGUUUGUUAAUCUUGAGUCAUUAGUAUUAAUCGAAAUUCCUGAACAAGACUUGAAUAAAGUGGUUACAAAAUUUAAUCUUCUAUCAAAAUUAUCUUAUUUAUCGAUUAAACUUGCACAUGGUUUAAUGCCCAAAAUAACAGCACCAUCACUAAAGUAUCUAUCAAUUGGCAUUUGUUCAAUGAGUCAGUUACAACAAUUAUUAUUGUCUACACCCAUCUUGACGAAAUUAGAUGUUCAAUUAAUUGCUGAUACUACUCCUGCAGACAGCACUUUUCUUCCACCAAUCAUCACAACAGAAAUUCUUCAAUUAAAAAUCGAAAUUGCCGAAAAAUCAAACAUAACAUUUAAUGACAUUACAGUAUUAUUUGCAUGGAUGCCAAAAUUAAACAAAUUUACAUUUAUUGCAGCAAAAGGAGUAAAAUUUAUUCAUGGUGAACAAUGGGAAUAUCGAAUUCGUACAUAUUUACCACAAUUAAAAGAAUUCCAUUUUAAAACUCAUCCACAUUUAUAUGAUACAAAUAUAGAACAAUUAUUAGCAAUAUUUCAAACAUCAUUCUGGUUAAAAGAACAUCAAUGGUUUGUUAAUUGUGAUCAUCAUCAUCUUCCAUAUAUUGGCUACCUCAACCCACGUAAUGUUCAUUUAUAUACUUUACCGUACAGUGAUGAACAAUUUUAUUUGAGUUUAUCAACAAAAACAUUAACAAACGUUUGCAAAGAUGAAUAUUGUACAAUAAAAAAUUUAUAUUUUUCAAUUGACUAUCAGUCAUUAUAA